Chinchilla lanigera (long-tailed chinchilla) is the source of this 632-nucleotide messenger RNA. It is a transcript of the gene Nppc, whose product is annotated as natriuretic peptide C. Gene Ontology annotation, cellular component: extracellular region. The record is from RefSeq and is a predicted model, not a curated record. NCBI's taxonomy places the organism in Eukaryota, Metazoa, Chordata, Mammalia, Rodentia, Chinchillidae. Gene Ontology annotation, biological process: receptor guanylyl cyclase signaling pathway; cGMP biosynthetic process. The transcript has 3 exons. The coding region runs from base 76 to 456 and encodes 126 amino acids. Gene Ontology annotation, molecular function: hormone receptor binding; hormone activity.
CCAGCCGGCGCCGCGCAGCCCUGGGACCAGCGCUCGCCUGCAGUCCGCUCCGUGCCCGGCGGCCCCGGCGGCACCAUGCACCUCUCCCAGCUGCUCGCUUGCGCCCUGCUGCUCACGCUACUCUCGCUCCGGCCCUCCGAAGCCAAGCCCGGGACGCCACCGAAGGCCCCGCGAGCCCCGCCGGGGGAGGAGGUGGCCGAGCCCCAGGCUGCCAGCGGCGGUCAGAAGAAGGGCGACAAGACCCCCGGGGGCGGCGGCGCCAACCUCAAGGGCGACCGGUCGCGACUGCUCCGGGACCUGCGCGUGGACACCAAGUCGCGGGCGGCGUGGGCCCGCCUUCUGCACGAGCACCCCAACGCGCGCAAAUACAAAGGAGGCAACAAGAAGGGUUUGUCCAAAGGCUGCUUCGGCCUCAAGCUGGACCGGAUCGGCUCCAUGAGCGGCCUGGGAUGUUAGUGUGGCGCCCCCUGGCGGCGGACUGGGAAUUACUCCGCACGCUGAGGUCAUCCUUGGUCACCAGCCGCCGGCAUCUGGAAACACCUCCAAUGCGAUGUGGCUUUUACAUUUCUUUUUUUUUUCUUCCCCUGGUACUGGGAAUACACAACACCAGCUGUUUUAUUAUUAUUUGGGGU